AUGGGCAGUGAUAGCAGUGCUCAACCCACACCCGCUAACGAUGUUGGCGGCGGAUCAGGAUGGGGCGACAGACUCUGGCUAGGUGGCAAAAAUGAGGGACCGGGUCACGCAGAGGCCACCAAUCCCAGAUCAACAAUGGGCGACUUCCUCGCGUUGCAUGAACAGAAGACCCGCGGGGAAAAUAAGUUCCUUCAGCGUGAGAACUUGGUCGAUACCAAUGUUAAGCCUAUGAAUGCCGAAGGAGAGCCGACUUGCGCCAUUGAAGAUCAUUCUUUUAUGAACCAUAAGGCUGGUGAUCCGGAUACUUAUCCUGGAUGGGGUACAUUUAAGAAAUUUUUCGGCAGGUGA
Molecule: messenger RNA, 348 nt
Organism: Penicillium concentricum
Lineage: Eukaryota; Fungi; Ascomycota; Eurotiomycetes; Eurotiales; Aspergillaceae
Exons: 2
Coding region: 1-348 (115 amino acids)
Source: RefSeq, a predicted model, not a curated record